AUGGAUAAACCUCCUCUUCAAGGCAUGUCCCCUUGGGAAUCUGUAGCCUUCUAUUUCCCCCAAAUCUUUGGAGACUUUAGCAACACUGGUCUCGACGUCUUAGUCUGUGGUGACGGUACCUCAUCAUCUCCUUUUACCGCCUGCACUGGCGAUGUCUCCCAAAACUCUUUCACCGCGGAAUGGGUACACGUCAGCUUCCCCCACAGCGGCAGCUAUUUCCCAACCCCUCUUUAUGUCUUUUACGUCAUGUCCUUUGUCGCCAUUAUAUGGCGGACAGAAUCUUGGGCCCCGUCCAUAGCCCUCACCUCGGUCAUGGCUUACAGCGCCACUACGGCCAUUCAUGCCCUCGUUCUCGCCGCCAUCUCGUUGACGGAUUACGUUUCGAGACUGUCUCACCUGCGCUCUGGCUAUGAGGUUGUACUCAUCGGGGGUAUCUCCCAGUCGGGAACUCUUGAGCGUGGCGGCGAGGGCGGACCUGUGUGGUUGCCUCUGAUUCCAAUGGUGUUCGACCCCGACACGGACCUCAUCAACCUGGUCUUGGGCUUCACCUAUCUCUGUGUGAUACCCAUGUAUCGCCGCUCCGCAGUAUACAACAGCCUGACAAACACACCGCGCAAGAGGCUCCUGGCAUGGCUGUGGAUUGCUUUGAUCACCUCCGGCUUUGUGGCAGGCUUUGGCACGAGCAUAUACAUGCAGAUGUGGUAUAGCCCCCAAGUGCGCUUUUGUCCGACCACACAGGAUCAAGAUGGUUCUGUAGGGGCUUACGACAAGCUUCCUACGGCGCUCAAGGGCCCCAACGAGGACAUGGAGGCAUGGAAUCCUGACGACUGGUACCGAUGGAACCGGACUUUGUCGAGGGUGUUUGGGAAUGAAAGCACCACGACAUCUGCUGUGCGUUGUCUCUAUCCCAGUGCAGACUUUUGGUGGCCAACCAGAGAUCCGACGGAGAUGCAGGUGAAGGUAUUUCAACCGCGCCAUCUUGGGGGUGGAGGGACCCCGCCGGCCUUUGACGAGGCAGUUACCCUGGGCAGCCUUGUUCUAUUUUUCACUUCAUCUCUAGCCAACCUGGUCCUUUAUGUCACUCGAAAUUCCCCCAGAGCAGCUCUUCCGGGUUUUAGAUGGCAGCUUGCUGGUUUGCUGUUUCCCAAGAAUUGGAAACUGCGAGUUUUGGAAGUGUUUGCAUCCGUGGUCGUUCCGGUGGCCGGCCUGGUCUUGGCCUUCAUGAUGAACAUCAUAGUCUGGAAGGACCCGCGAAACGAAUUUGAGAGCUUUGCCCACCUCGGACAAUGGGGCUUUGUCUGUAACAUGUUGCUGUUUGCGGGAGGCGUGUUUGUCGCAGGCCCGGAUUUGGACAGCAACCAAAGGGACAACCCGCUUGUUGCACCCGAGGAAUAUCCUCUCCCCACCUUCUCCUGA
Molecule: messenger RNA, 1416 nt
Organism: Pyricularia grisea
Lineage: Eukaryota; Fungi; Ascomycota; Sordariomycetes; Magnaporthales; Pyriculariaceae
Exons: 1
Coding region: 1-1416 (471 amino acids)
Source: RefSeq, a predicted model, not a curated record